UCCCGAAGUCUCUCAGCCGCGAGUACGUAGGCAAACUCCGAUUCAGUGAGGACUGACUGUUCCCGUUUGCAGUGCAGCUCGAAAUCUCAGGGAGAAACCGCGGUCUUUCGUCCUCUCUUUUUCCUUCUCUUUCUCUUUCUGUCUCUGUCUUCCUGUCUUUCUCUUUUUCUCUAUCUAUCUAUCUUUGUUCUCUGUCUGUCCGUCCUACUCUAGCCAUCCACUUUGCUUCUCCCGUGUCUUUUGUUGUUAGUUUCUCUCACCGCGGCAAAGUACGUGCUUAACUUUUUCCGUUCGACCGACCGUCUGUCUAUCUCUGACACGAAGUUCGUGCACGAACCACUGUUUCGAUUCUUUUCGAAGCCAGUCUACACGCUAGCUCGCUUGCGGACCGAUGUACUACACGAACGAGUGGGGCUCGUGUCUCGCGCAAAUUCCGGCUGUUCCCCAUGGCUAGUCACGUGGCUGGCCAGUGAUUCGAAAUCUGGUUGGCUUCGUUUCGCCGUACAGUGCGUUCCGGAUGAAAGGUGCGUGUGCCAGUUGAUCAAGGCUCGCUCAACCGUUCGACUUCACUCGUACGGGACGGAAUCCAGAGUCCCGAGAACGUGUGUGCGAAAUCGACGGUGGACCGCAGGUCGAUGUGCACAACUCUGGGGAGACGUACUGAAACUCCACGUCUGUCUGUGGCAGUUCCAGCGAAGGAGGAGUUCAUAUGGAAUGGCAUCGCGUGGACCCUCGGCGACGACGACGGUGGCAAUCGCGAUAGCGAUGGCCGUCGCGAUGUCAGUGAUGACGGCGAGCGGCCUUUGCCCGACUCAGUGCCGUUGCGACGACGAGAGCUUGCGCGCCUCCUGCGCUUACGCCGGCCUCGAGGUCGUCCCGAUCCAAUUGAACCCGGAGAUCACCCACUUGGAUCUGUCCAACAAUCGCGUGGCCAAUAUCCACCUGUCGUUCAGCUUCUACGGUAACCUGGUGGCCCUCGAUCUAACGUCGAACGCGAUCCACACACUGGGCUCGGACAAUUUCGUCUUCCAAAAGAACUUGGCCACGUUGAACGUGAGCGGGAACGCGAUAAGAAACUUGACCAAGAACUCGUUGCAGGGGUUGGCCUCGUUGAAAGAGUUGAACCUCGCAGGCAACAAUAUAUCCGACAUGGACGAGCAAGCGUUCAAGACCACGAGCGAGUUGGAGACGUUGAAUCUUAGCGACAACUCGAUCACCAGUUUGCCGGAGGGAUUGUUGAAGAAUCUCCACAAAAUCCGCGCCUUGAUCCUCAAGGGCAACUCGCUGCUUGAGAUCCCCACCGAAAAUUUGGCCCUCGCCCCAAGCCUGGAGAACGUGGAUCUGUCCGACAAUCUGAUCCAGGAGCUCGACAGGGACUCGUUGCCCUCGUUGCCCUCCUUAGUUUCGUUGGAUCUUGCGAACAACGUUAUCAGGAAUAUCGGUGACGACGCCUUCGACCGGCUACCGGACCUCCUUCACCUAGAUCUCUCCGGGAACAAUCUCACGUCCGUGCCCACACCCGCUCUCGCCAGGCUCAACGUCCUCUCCGACCUGAUACUGAGUCGCAACCCGCUGGCAGCGUUGGACGCGGCCGGAUUCCGCAAUCUCUACGAGUUGAGGAGCCUCGAGUUGAACGAUUGCACCAUCAUUAGCGUGCACGCGCGCGCCUUCGCCGACAACGUGAACCUGGAACGGAUCUCGUUGGACGGUAAUCGGGGUCUGAAGGAGCUACCCGCUAGGGUGUUGUACAGCGCGAGAUACCUGAAAUGGGUCUCGCUACGCCGUUGCAGCCUGUCGACCUUGCAACCGACCCAAUUCCCCGUCGACGGCCUCUCCUCCCUCCGCGUGGGCGGCAACCCCCUCGUCUGCAAUUGCUCCGUGCACUGGCUGUGGAACGUAAUCAGGGCUGAAGAGCGGCGGAACGAGUCCAGGCUCGAGCUCGACACCCACGAUAUAAUCUGCACGGACGAGGAGUUCGCCGGCAAAGCCCUGAUCGCCCUUCCCGAGGCCUCGCUUCGGUGCCGGCUCAGCCCCCUCUACCUAUCCCUGUCGGCUGCCGGUUGCCUGGCCGCGACGGCGACCAUCCUCGCGCUCAUAGCACACCUCACGCGGUCCAAGAGGAAGAAGAGGUUGGCGUACGCUGCCCCCAACCGGCCCGAAUUCCUCGUCUACGUGGGGAGGAGCAACGACGAGUUGGACAAGAGCGCGGAAUCGUACAGCAGGCGGUUGUUGGCGCGGGGGAACGAGGACGGCAGCCCGUACGACGGCAGUCCGGGGGGGAAGUCGGGGCGGAAAGUCGGGGCCCACGAUGCGAAUAUAUACGAGACGCCCAGGUACGCGAGGCAAUCGAGUGGCAAUCGUCGAAACGGCGAAACGGCGACGGCGAGCGAGACGUUCGCGCCGGUGGCAGGGCAGACGGGGGCAGAGGGUGUGUACGCGGUCGCCGACGUGACCGAUCUCCACGGCGACGAGCCACCGGAAGCGCUGUCCCUGUACAGGAUGCAGAACGUUGUUCCAACCGCGCCGACGACAACCAACGUCCGUCGAACCCUCGACUACGCUUACGACUACGAUUACGACUACGAGCCACCGCUCCCGCAGAAGCCUCACGUGGUGUUCGUUUGAGGGAAAUGAGGAUUCCUGGCCGCGAGAAAUUUCCAGGAACCCCGGAAAGGGGUUCAACGCCUCCACCCUCCCCUCUCCCUAUGCGACGAGAGAGUCGGCUUCGUUCGAGGGGAUACACUUUGCUUCCCCUCUCAUCCUGGAUCCUGGAGAAGAUUCGGAUCAGGGGGAAAUGGAUUAGCCGGUGUUAAAGAUCUGUCUAUGUGUUGUCUGGGGAGAUACGAGAGAGAGGAGAUUUAUUCUAACCGAUUGACUUGAUUCUUAACUCUCUCUGUCUCUCAUUUCGAGACGAAGCGGACGAGUAAAGUCGG
Molecule: messenger RNA, 2933 nt
Organism: Apis laboriosa (Himalayan honeybee)
Lineage: Eukaryota; Metazoa; Arthropoda; Insecta; Hymenoptera; Apidae
Product: leucine-rich repeat-containing G-protein coupled receptor 4-like
Exons: 2
Coding region: 715-2625 (636 amino acids)
Cellular component (GO): plasma membrane
Molecular function (GO): protein binding
Source: RefSeq, a predicted model, not a curated record